AUGGUUGCCGCUGUAGAGUAUUCAAUACCCAAGGAAGCUCAAAGCGUAUUUGAAAAUGGCAUCUUGCAAAACCCCCUCAUGAACGAUCUGCCAGCCGAAGUGCAAGGAUUGAGCAAAUUCGUGCGAUUCGAAGGCUCCAACAACCCAAGUAUUCCAAUCAACUGGCGAUUCGCCGAGAGCAUUUCUGCUUUGAAAGCUUUCGAAGGGGUGAUGCUAAACAAUCUUCUCACUAAGAAGUACAAGAUCGAUCCUGUGGAGAUGACGAUCAACACAGAUCAUGCUUCGUUGUUCUUCAUGUCACCCGUGGUAUCUCAGCUAAUCAAGGACGGAAAGCCUGUGCCGAUUGGCCCACUUUCUGAAGAAGUCGCCCGUCUAUUUCCCAACCAAGAUAAACAUAGAUCCCUGGCGAAUCUGCACCGCAGCUUGGCCACUAACAUCUACAAAACAAAAGAUGGACGGUUCUAUCAUCUCCAUGGAAGCAUGAACCCCGACCCAACACUGACUGCACUCGGUCUUCCAUUGGAUGGCGAACCAAACGAUACAAUGGAGUCUGUCGUCGAGAGAAUCCAAUCAGUGGUCUCAAAAAUUGAUUCUGCAGCUCUAGAUGAGCUCAUGAAUGAAAAAUACCGACAGGCAGGAACAAUCGCCUGGUCUUCAGAAGAGUAUUUCGCCAGCGAGCACGGUCAGAAGAAUGGUCGUACCGGCCUCUAUGAAAUCAAAAAAGACGCCGCAUCAUCUCAACCGGCAUCUUGGUGGCCAGACCACAAGAGUCAUCCGUCUUCUCCAAAACGACCGCUUGCUGGGCUCAAGGUCGUCGACUUAACACGGGUAAUCGCUGGCCCUUGCAUCUCUCGCAGUUUAGCGGAAAUGGGGGCCAGCGUCAUGCGCGUCACAUCUCCCCAUAUCACAGAUUUGUCCCCAGUCCACCAGGAUCUGAAUUGGGGCAAAUGGAAUUGUUACCUGCAUCUCAAGGAUGAUGGCGACAAAGAGAAGCUGCGGGAACUUAUUUUACAGGCAGAUGUGGUUGUCGAUGGAUAUCGUCCGGGCGUGAUGGAGAGGCUGGGCUUUGGAAGAAGUGCCGUGUUUGACUUGGUCAAGGGUCGGGACCGUGGAAUCCUUCACGUAAGGGAAAACUGCUACGGAUGGCAAGGUCCGUGGAGUCAUCGAAGUGGCUGGCAACAGAUCAGCGAUGCAUGCUGCGGCGUAUCAUUGUCGUUUGGCAAAGCUAUGGGACACGAUGAGCCAGUGACUCCUGUAUUUCCCAACUCAGAUUACUGCACCGGCGUUUGCGGAAGUGCAGCUGUCUUAGAUGCGCUUAGCAAAAGAGCUGAAAUUGGCGGCAGUUAUGGGGUUGACGUUGCGCUCAAUUAUUAUUCUCAAUGGCUUGUCCGCUCCUGCGGAACGUAUCCCACCGAUGUUUGGGACAAACUUUGGAGCAAGCACGGAUCGCCCGUAUUUAGGCAUUACCACGCGAUGCAGUUCUCAGUACCAGUAAUACUCAAGCUACUUUACCAACACGAUGCCAAGGUAUUAUUCAACCAGUCGUUCUUCGAGUCUCGAAGGGCCAGUCACCUGGGCGCCACAUUUAUCCAGGUGAAACCUGUUAUUCAAUUUCCAAAUCAAGAUGUCGAGUUGAAGUAUCAAGUCGGAACUCGGGGAAACGGGGUUGACAAGCCCAUCUGGCCUGAUGAUCUAACCGUAGAAGUAGUAGAAUAG
Messenger RNA from Bipolaris maydis ATCC 48331, 1716 nucleotides. Its product is annotated as CoA-transferase family III domain-containing protein. The record is from RefSeq and is a predicted model, not a curated record. Gene Ontology annotation, molecular function: catalytic activity. NCBI's taxonomy places the organism in Eukaryota, Fungi, Ascomycota, Dothideomycetes, Pleosporales, Pleosporaceae.